AUGUUAGUUCAUCCUACUGAGGCUUGGGAUGUGUUGAUGGAUGCAUGGGAAAAUGUGAUGGAUUGUGCUGAUGAAAGCUUGUUUGUUGAGUAUGUGAAUAGUCUUCAAUACGCGAGCAAUUCAUGCCCUUUGUUCUUUGAAUAUGUGAAUCAGACUUGGAUUAUUCCGUACAAUACAUACUUUGUAAAGUUCUGGACGAACAAAGCUGAAUAUGCUCAUUGGAGCCUGAAGAAAGUUCUUGGCAAUAGUAUGGGUGAUUUGUGUUCUUGUUGGGAUAAUAUUCAUAACGUCAUUAUCUUACAACACAACAAGAUUAAGGCGUCAUUUGAAAGUAGUUUGUUGCUCACGAGUGACCAUUUUAAAGGCGAUAGAUAUAGAAAACAUAUUGGGUGUGUCUCUCGAUAUGUAUUAGAUCUUAUUGCUAAGGAAUUGGAAAUAGUGCAGCAGAUAGGAUUGGACUCCUCAAAGUGUGGAUGCGUAUUAAGACGUACAUUUGGUGUCCCCUGUGCAUGUGAAUUAGCACGGUAUGAUCCUAGGAUGAUCCCUGUGGGUGAAUUUCAUAUCAUGUGGCGAAGAUUACAUUUCUCAAAUGUUGAAUUAAAUGAAAUCGAGCCCCUAUUAUCCAUUAAAAAUGAGUUGAAACAAGUAGAAGAACGAUUCAAUGAGGUUGACAUUGGCGGUAAAGUCACCAUCAAGCAGAAGUUACUUGACAUUGUUUGUCCUACAUUGACAUCAAUGGUCCCUCCAUUACAUAAAGUCAAGACAAAGGGUGCACAAAAAAGUAAAGUUCAACGAAGAGAAAGGUCUACUACACGGGAUCCAUCAUAUUUUCAGCAUGUGGACGCCUUUCAUUUAACCAUAGAAUCUUCAUCUGUGAGAAGUAAAUUACAAUCAAAGCCAAAAGCAGUGAAGAAAAGGAGAGUUCCAAUGAUAGACCAGUUUCAUUCUACUACUCACCCCUUCAUUGUGGACGUUGUUGAUGUUGUGCUUGAUGGUCACUGUGGAUAUAGAUGCAUUGUUGCGUUGUUGGGACUUGGAGAAGAUUCAUGGCCCCUUAUUAGGAAUGAGUUGUACAAAGAACUCAGUGAAUGGCGUGAUGAAUACGAAAGCCUAGUAGGAGGCUAUGAUAGACUAGAAGAACUAAGGAACUCUUUGUUGGUGCAGUCACUGUCGGCGGCUAACAGGAACAAGUGGAUGACAUUACCAGACAUUGGUUAUGCAAUUGUUAACCGAUAUAACGUUAUCUUAGUGUAUAUGUCAUACUCUCAAAAUUAUACUAUCUUCCCCCUACGUUUCACACCACCUUCUGAUAUAACUCAACAUCGCUUGAUUUGUAUAGGACAUGUUCAUGGAUGUCAUUUUGUACAGGUUAAGCUACAAGAAGGUUGUCCAUUGGCCAUGGUGAAUAUCAUGUCCUCAACUCACUAUUAUCCUGAGGCACGAGCGUGGUCAUCUAUUUAUACUAGUAGAAUGCAAGCAUUUGCACAGUUGAUGGGUGUAACAACAUCUUAUGUUGACUUAGGUGAUUCGUGA
Molecule: messenger RNA, 1533 nt
Organism: Vigna angularis (adzuki bean)
Lineage: Eukaryota; Viridiplantae; Streptophyta; Magnoliopsida; Fabales; Fabaceae
Exons: 4
Coding region: 1-1533 (510 amino acids)
Source: RefSeq, a predicted model, not a curated record